Molecule: messenger RNA, 1958 nt
Organism: Tinamus guttatus (white-throated tinamou)
Lineage: Eukaryota; Metazoa; Chordata; Aves; Tinamiformes; Tinamidae
Source: RefSeq, a predicted model, not a curated record
UUUAGAGAUGAAGGUUCUGAAAACGAAGCCUCUGUUUCCAACAAGUUUGUUAAUGAUGGCAGUUUCCUCCAGCAGUUUCUCAAGCUGCAGAAGGAAAAGUCAAGUACUGAACCUCCCCCAAGUUCCGCUAAUAACACGGCAAAUGCUCCCGCAUCGAGUGUUGGGAAGAAGCCGGUGCUGUUUGGGAGGCGCCCGGGGCAGGUCCUGAGCAGCAUGCUGCAGCAGGCGAGGAGCUACUCCCACUCCAAACAGCCCCCGGUCCUUAACCGCCUCAGUGUGUUUCAGUCGCCAGAUGAAGACGAGGAGGAGGAUUAUGAGCAGUGGCUGGAAAUUAAAGUUUUACCCCCAGAGGAUGCGGAGACCCGCCAAGUGGUGGAAAAGCUGGCUAGGUUCGUGGCUGAAGGGGGACCUGAGUUAGAGAAGGUCGCUAUGGAAGAUUACAAGGAUAACCCAGCUUUUUCGUUUUUACAUGAUAAGAACAGCAGAGAAUUCCUUUACUACAGAAAGAAAGUGGCAGAGAUAAGAAAAGAGAAUCAAAGUCCUCAGGCAUCCUCUUCUGAGAAAGUUUCACCCCCAGAGGAUGAAGAGACAAAGAACUUUGCUGAGAAACUGGCCAGGUUCAUAGCAGACGGGGGUCCUGAGGUGGAAGCUAUUGCCUUGCAGAACAACCGAGAGAACCAUGCUUUCAGGUUUUUAUAUGAGCCAAACAGCAAAGGCUACAAGUAUUACCGACAGAAACUGGAGGAAUUCCGUAAGGCCAAAGCUGGCUCCGUGUGUGCCCCCUUGCACUUAGAACCCAGUCUCAAAAGGAAGAACAUUCCAGAGGCGUCACCUUCACCAUCAUGCUUAGCAUCCUUGCCCCCAUCCUUGCCCUCACCUUUGCCGUCACCACUGUCAUCUUCGACUCCAUCUGAUCAGACAGCUACAACCACACCUACUACAACAGCAGCAACAACAGCAACAACAACAGCUACAGCCACUGCAACAGCCACUGCCGCAGGCACUACAAAAAAGAAGAGGAAGAGCCGGUGGGGGCCGGAGGAGGACAAGGUGGAGCUGCCUCUCCCGCAGCUUGUGCAGCAGCUGGAUUCUCCGUCCCCGCUGUCAGUUCAGGACCUCAAGGGUCUCGGCUAUGAGAAAGGGAAGCCGGUUGGUCUAGUGGGUGUGACGGAGCUCUCUGAUGCCCAGAAGAAGCAGCUGAAGGAGCAGCAGGAGAUGCAGCAGAUGUACGACAUGAUCAUGAAACACAAGCGAGCCAUGCAGGAGAUGCAGAUGAUGUGGGAGAAGGCGAUUCAGCAGCACCAGCACGACUACGACAGCGACGAGGAGGUGGACAGCGAGCUGGGCACGUGGGAGCACCAGCUGCGCCGCAUGGAGAUGGACAAGACACGAGAGUGGGCUGAGCAGCUGACCCAGAUGGGCAGAGGGAAACAUUUCAUCGGAGACUUUCUUCCCCCUGAUGAGCUGGAGAAAUUCAUGGAGACGUUCAAGGCAUUAAAGGAGGGCCGUGAGCCGGAUUAUUCCGAAUAUAAAGAAUUCAAACUGACCAUAGAAAACAUAGGUUAUCAAAUGCUGAUGAAGAUGGGCUGGAAGGAAGGCGAGGGACUUGGCUCGGAUGGACAGGGGAUUAAAAAUCCAGUCAGCAAGGGAACCACCGCCGUGGAUGGGGCUGGCUUUGGCAUUGAUCGGCCGGCCGAGCUCACCAAGGAGGAUGAUGAGUACGAGGCGUUCCGCAAGAGGAUGAUGCUGGCCUACCGCUUCCGACCGAAUCCGCUGAACAAUCCACGACGACCUUACUACUGACAGCUUUUGGGGCAGCAUAUUUCCAAAACAAGUGUAAUUUUACUGUGAAAUGUUAUGAAAUUGCAUUAUUAUUCCCUUAUUUACUAAUACUGUAAAACUCACUGAAGUCACAGUACCAUCUUUCACCCAGAAGAGAGGCCUGGAGCCCGCUCGCC